Messenger RNA from Camelina sativa (false flax), 480 nucleotides. The record is from RefSeq and is a predicted model, not a curated record. NCBI's taxonomy places the organism in Eukaryota, Viridiplantae, Streptophyta, Magnoliopsida, Brassicales, Brassicaceae.
AGACGAAGAAGGGCACAAGAAGAAAGGGGUUUUAGAGCUUUUGUGAGAGUUAUCAUGGCUCGUCGGCACAAACCAAACACGCCGCCGGCAAAACAACGAUUUUCCGGCGCCGAGAGUCACAAAACAAAGACCCCGCCUCCUGCUACUAAGAAACAGUUCACCGCCGCCGAGAGAUCAGCUCUUUACGCUAGAAGAGAAGCAGCUAAUGUACUCCGCUCCGUUCUCCGUGGUGACGCCGAGCGCAGAGCCGUUGCUUCCAUCAAAUCACUCGUCUUCAGCCCUUCCGUUCGCAACAAACGCGCCACUUUCGCUCUUGUUUGCGAAACUCUCAAGCAUCUUAGUGUGAUUAAAGAUGUUCUUGAGAUUGCUAAUGUAUUAAAUAGCAAAUGGAAGAGGCAAGAGCCAUUGGUCUACAUUAUUUGCUAUGAUAUCCUUUUUGGCAAGUCAUCUUAUGAGCAUUUGUACGUUGUUUCUGCAUAA